Phaeoacremonium minimum UCRPA7 is the source of this 324-nucleotide messenger RNA. Its product is annotated as putative antibiotic biosynthesis monooxygenase protein. Lineage: Eukaryota; Fungi; Ascomycota; Sordariomycetes; Togniniales; Togniniaceae. The coding region runs from base 1 to 324 and encodes 107 amino acids. The transcript is spliced from 3 exons. The record is from RefSeq and is a predicted model, not a curated record.
AUGUCUAAGGUGGUUGAUUUGACAGCUAUUCUUACCCCAAACCCGGGGAAGAUCGAAAGGAUCGUUGCACUGUUCCGAGCCGUGGAGAAGGCAGCCAAAGCCGGGGAGCCAGGCACAUUACGCUAUGAGAUGCACAAGGGAAUCAAGGACAAGAAUGGAGGUGUCGAGGAGUUAGUAGUCCGCGAAGUCGAGGAAGCCAUGCAGACACACAUCGCUGGUUCGGACUGCCAGGUAUUUAUCAAGGCCAUGGAAGCUGAGAGUCUAUGCGAGAACGUCAAAGUAAUAUUUCACAAACCAAUUGUUGGAGUUGAAUCUCGACUAUAA